Messenger RNA from Caenorhabditis sp. 36 PRJEB53466, 554 nucleotides. Lineage: Eukaryota; Metazoa; Nematoda; Chromadorea; Rhabditida; Rhabditidae. The record is from the annotation of a GenBank genome assembly.
AUGACGUCUUCGGUGCUCGCUGUUCUUGUCGCCCUUGCUACCAUUGCGGCCGUCUCUCAGGUAUGAUCCCACCUUGACUAUCCUCUGAAACUGCUAGUUCAGGUGCAUUCUGCCGUCCUCCCAGUAUCUUCCACAGAACUGGCAACGGUGGGUACGGAUGUGUCCACUUCUGCCACGACGGCGAUCGACACUCUCCAGAACUCAAUGUCCCGAGUGAAGAGGCAAGGAGGCGGCUGCGGAUGCUGUGGAUGCGGCUGCGGAUGCUGCUGUUGCAGACCGAGGUAUCCCGUCCUCGUACCCUCGAACAUCCUCAUUCGCCCCGUUUCAGAUGCUGCUGCUGUUGCCGUCGUUGCUGUACUUGCUGCAGAACCUGCUGCUGCACCAGAUGCUGCACGUGCUGCCGUCCGUGCUGCUGUGGAUGCGGAUGCGGAUGUGGAUGCUGCGGAUGCGGAGGUGGAGGACGCAAGCGCCGUUCCCUCCAGAACCUCAGAAUCGACGAGGCCAACCGUGCUCUCGGAAUCAAGAGAAAGUCGUCGAAGGCCGACAAAUGCUAG